AUGGAGGCGAAAUUGCAAUCGCUCAAGGUGCCAGAGUUAAAGGAGCUGCUUCAAGCGGCGGACCUACCCGUGUCUGGGAACAAGGCUGAGUUGAUCAAGCGUCUGCUUGAGAACCCCAAGUCCACAGCAUCCCUGGAAACUGAGCCUGCAAACACGCAGCCAACAGAGCAGACAGAGACUACCGCUGCUACUAUCGCCAAGGAGAAUGCGCCUCAGUCCACGGAGAAGCAGGGCGCGCAACCGCCAGCUUCGUCCGAACCCACUAUGGAAACACGCACGAAGGCGCUCCUGGAAGAGCUUGAGAAGCGAAAGGCGCGUGCCAUCCGCUUCGGGCAGCCUUACGAAGAACUGGAGAAAAGGAUUAAUCGAAUCCACAAGUUUGGCAUGGAGGCAGAGGACGAGGGAGACACGGGCCGCCUCGACAGUGAGCUGAAGAAAGGUAAGCCGAAAUCGGCCGCUUCUCAGGCGCCUGCUAAGGCGUCUGUGCCUAGUCCCGCGCCUAAAGAGUCUGCCGUGGAACCUGAGGAGCUAGAGCGACGAAAGCGCCGUGCUGAGCGCUUUGGCUUGGUUCCCGCGGACAGCUCGGAGAAAAAGGCGCGUGUAGCAUAG
Molecule: messenger RNA, 609 nt
Organism: Malassezia sympodialis ATCC 42132
Lineage: Eukaryota; Fungi; Basidiomycota; Malasseziomycetes; Malasseziales; Malasseziaceae
Exons: 2
Coding region: 1-609 (202 amino acids)
Biological process (GO): poly(A)+ mRNA export from nucleus
Cellular component (GO): nucleus
Source: RefSeq, a predicted model, not a curated record